AUGGCCGCAUCUAUUCUGGAGGUAGGGAAUUUCAUUGAAGAAGCGCGCUAUGGCUCCAGUCCUCUGGCUAUGUUAACCGCUACCUGCAACAAGUUUGGCAGCACCAGUCCAGUCACAGACUCUGCGACACCCGGUAAGAACGGCGGCACCACUCCACUCAAGAAGCCCUACGACAUGACUUCCGACCUUCAGGCGGCCAAGAAUGCGCGCACCGCCGAUGGCAGCGGCCUGGCGGACUCCUACAGCGGCUCCUUCACCACAGCCGGGGGCGGCGGACUGCUCACUCCGACCGGAAGCCCCCCUCCUACGACCGGAGGCUACGCGGCAGAGUACAACCCUUUCACCCACUCCUUUCAAACUUCUGUCUCCCAGGACCCGUCCUUGUUAGUGUCCAAAACCCAUGCAACGGCAGACUGCCUCACCAGCGUCUACACCUCCUUGGACAUGACGCACCCUUACGGCUCAUGGUACAAAGCUGGUAUCCAUCCAGGUAUAACGGCUGCGCCGGCUAACGCCACAUCUUCUUGGUGGGACGUCCACCCAAAUUCCAACUGGCUGUCGGCGACCCAGCCUCAGUCGGAUGGAGGACUCCAGGCAUCGCUCCAGCCUGUGGCAUCGCAAGCUUCCCUUAGCCCCCAGCUGCCUAGUUACAGCACCGAUUUUACCACCUUGAACCCUGCUCCCUACCCUUCCGUGGGACUGGGCUCUUCCUCACACCUCCUCCAGCAGUCCCAGCACAUGCUGCCCCAGGACAUGUACAAGCCCAAGCCUGUGCAAAGUGCGGGGCUGAUGGAGAGUCCAAUGGGCUUGAAGCCAACCAGGGGAUCAGGUGGCUACGGCACAGGUUCAACACCCUCAAGGUCCUCAUGCGACUGUCCCAACUGCCAAGAGCUGGAGCGCCUGGGGGCCUCGGCUGCCUCCCUGAGGAAGAAGCCAGUGCACAGCUGUCACAUCCCAGGCUGCGGUAAGGUGUACGGCAAGGCGUCUCACCUCAAAGCCCACCUGCGCUGGCACACCGGCGAGAGGCCGUUCGUGUGCAACUGGCUGUUCUGCGGAAAACGCUUCACCCGCUCAGAUGAACUGGAGCGCCACGUGCGCACCCACACGCGGGAAAAGAAAUUCACCUGCCUGCUAUGCAACAAGCGUUUCACACGCAGUGACCACCUCUCCAAGCACCAGAAGACCCACUCUGAAUCUGCGCUACAGGGAAAAACCACGACCGGAGAGGGUGAAGUGGACCACCGGAGCGAGGAGACAGCAGAGAUCAACGCCGGCAACGGAGAGCCAAUCACUAAUGGAGACGAAAAGACGGGUGUUCCUUCUGGAGUGGAGAACAGCAGUGGACUGUUAGAGAUCUAA
This is a messenger RNA of Nerophis lumbriciformis (worm pipefish), 1359 nucleotides long. Lineage: Eukaryota; Metazoa; Chordata; Actinopteri; Syngnathiformes; Syngnathidae. The record is from RefSeq and is a predicted model, not a curated record.